This is a messenger RNA of Blastomyces gilchristii SLH14081, 4814 nucleotides long. RefSeq names its product protein farnesyltransferase subunit beta. The record is from RefSeq and is a predicted model, not a curated record. Gene Ontology annotation, molecular function: protein farnesyltransferase activity. The coding region runs from base 156 to 1910 and encodes 584 amino acids. Lineage: Eukaryota; Fungi; Ascomycota; Eurotiomycetes; Onygenales; Ajellomycetaceae. Gene Ontology annotation, cellular component: protein farnesyltransferase complex. Gene Ontology annotation, biological process: protein farnesylation. The transcript is spliced from 8 exons.
AAACAAUUCAUUCGCAGACAAAGGAACUCUCAACAGCACAAUACGAAUAACAACCCCCUCAAUGUAAGCAACAAAGAGCCGAAGGAUAUAUUGACGCAUUCCUUGAAGCAUAAAAAAGCAUCAUACAUGGAGGCUCGAACCUACGCAAGCAGGACAUGAUUAGAGGCAAAUAUCGCCGUCCAGUCCGCUUCCCCACGACCGCCCCAUAUAACAAAGAAUCUGCCCCAGGGACAGCAUCGGCAUCAUCAUCGGCAUCAUCAUCUCACGCCCGCCUCAGAACAACCAUAAGCAGGUUGCAUGGCCGUAGCGGCACUCCUAGGGACAACACCUUACAGCAACGACACAAGCAACCGCAGUUGAAAUCCGAUUCAUCCCCCCACACUACUCCUACUACCACCACUGCUACUACUGCCAUUGGGGAACCUUCAUCAAGCUCACCAGUGCACCCUCAUUCGCACGACAAGCGGAGUAAAAAGAAGAAGAAGAAGAAGGAGAAGAAAAAGAAUAACAUGGCUGCCCCACCAAGCCUCCCCGCUCAACCCCACUAUCAAAAGAGCAUUCCGGACCUAUUCACACAGCUACCCCUCAUCCGCGACCAGUUGGUUACGGAGACUUCGAAGACGCAGGAUGCCACGGUUGACCAGUGUCUCCCGUUCCUGAAGGGGCUGGCCAGUUCGCAGAAUGGCCCGUUCAAUCGAUUUGGUGUGCCAAGGCUGGACCGGGACGAGCAUGUUUCGUUCCUAUAUGACUCGCUCGAGUCUUAUCCGGAGCGUUUUGUUGGGCUUGAUUCAAGUCGUCCGUGGAUGGUCUAUUGGGCGUUGGCGGGAUUGCAUUUUUUGGGAGAAGAUGUUACGAAGUUUCGGGAGCGAGUCAUAGCUACUGCUGCCCCGAUGCAAAACCCUACAGGGGGUUUUGGCGGAGGGCACGGUCAGAUGUCGCAUUGCGCUUCUUCUUACGCACUUAUACUUUCUCUAGCCCUGGUGGGCGGGCAGGAUGCAUUUAAACUAGUCAAUCGGACAGCGAUGUGGCGAUGGCUGGGGAAAUUGAAGCAAGCAGAUGGUGGCUUUCAGGUAACCCUUGGCGGUGAGGAGGAUGUACGAGGUGCAUACUGUGCGAUGGUGAUAAUUGCAUUGCUGGAUCUUCCGCUCCAACUCCCUCCGGAUUCGCCCGCUAGACAUGCUGGCCUAGACACCUUCAUAAGCGGGCUGCCAGAAUAUUUGUCUAGAUGUCAAACCUUCGAAGGUGGCAUUUCUGGAAGUCCGGGGACGGAAGCACACGGUGCAUAUGCAUUUUGUGCUUUGGCAUGUCUAUGCAUUCUUGGCGACCCUAAGGAGAUGAUCAAUAGAUAUAUGGAUCUUCCGCUCUUGAUAUCAUGGCUCUCAGCUAGACAGUGUGCCCCUGAAGGUGGGUUCGCGGGAAGGACUAACAAACUGGUCGAUGGAUGUUACAGCCACUGGGUUGGCGGUUGCUGGCCCUUGAUCCAAGCCGCAGUCAAUGGCAUCCAGUCUACAUCCACCCCGUCAUAUUCAAGAUCUGGCAGUCUUUUCCACCGCGAAGGAUUGACGCGAUAUAUCCUCAAUUGUUGUCAAGGGCCCCAUGGCGGACUACGAGAUAAACCAGGCAAAAACCCCGAUUCCUACCAUACCUGUUAUAUCCUCUCUGGAUUAAGCACCGCCCAGCACCACCACUUCAAUACAGGCGUUGCAUCGGUGACAGGACCCGACAAUCCUUUUCCGUCCGCAUUUUCCUGGUCGCAUGCACCUGUAACCGCUUCAACGGAACACGACCAGUCUACUAUCGUUUUUGAUGAAGGAGAUCGACUAGAAGUGGUCCAUCCUCUCUUCGUGAUCCCGCAUCGUGCAGCGGAGAAUAUGCGGGAAUGGUGUGAGAAGUAUCCUCUCCAAAUUUGAACAUCAAAAAGGUCCGCAUUUAUCGGCAUGACACAAUGGUGUUUUGGGCUGAACAUUAUGGGAAGGCAACCUUUGUGCCGCUUCGAAGAUAUAUAGUUCGGAUCCAAGAGAUCCAGUAGGAGAAGUUAGGAUUGUUUUUCCUGUAUAUACUACAUAGGCAAGUUCUUGAGACAACUAGAAGGUAGUAAGGCUACGAACAACGUAAGAUCAAGGCUAGUUGUCUUUUCAAUCUCGCGUACUGGAACGCUCAAAUCUUCAUGUUCCUACUGGAGGAAACAGUCCAAAUGAACUGAAUCCCAUGUCUUGGCGUCCAUUGUAACCUUCUGUAACUGGUCACGUUUUCCAGAGUCAAAAGCAACCUCCUCGCCUCUCUCUCUUCCUUCUGAGGAGAAUAUCCUGUGUCUCGGUGGCAUGGUUUGAUCAUAUUGACGCCAUAGGAAUGUUACAUCCAGAAGAAGCGUUGAGGGCUGAGCUAAACAGCACCCCUUUCUUUCUUCUUGUAUCACUAGUUUGUCCUGACUGCAGCUGCAAGCCGUAUCCAGCGAGGGGGUUAUAUGACCUCUGAUUCCAGAUGGGCCAGCUCGCCUCUGAUUCCUGAGACGCUUCUUCAGGUCGUGACGUGAAAAUGAACGAACCUGCGCGAGAGUAAGACGGCAAGAAUGAGAGUGUGUUUUAUUUCUUCAGGUCGCAUUGUGGAUCUGCACGAUUAUAUCGCCUCCUGCAAGCACGGGAAGCAUUCAUUAGCAUAGCGAAUCAUCCUCUCCCCUUGGCUAGGAGGAGUCAAUCUUGGGAUUACGAGAAGACGCCAGGAUUAUCCUGUUUCUUCCCCAAUACCCUGUCCAAUGAUGCUGCCGUCGACUGUUACGAACAAAAUGUCGGGAACGAAACGGUUUGCGGAAUAAUAUGGGUGGAACAUUUAACCUUUUAUCAUGCUUCCUGGGCAGUUGAACUAAGGGCGCACUUGAUUCGCCGAAAGCCACACAUAAAUGUGCAUAGGCGCAGGCGUUAGUUUUCGUUUAUCCUUGGGAGUUAUGACUUUCUGGAAAAGGAGAUCUUCGAUCAUUACUAUCCUAUGAUUUCACCCAUUUUUAAGGGUCUCUCUGCGAGAAAUAUUUAUUCGUAUUUAAAAGCGGCAAAGUACAUGUACAUGCUGGACCCUCGUGGUCUGCGUCGUCCAUUUCUGGAACAUGAUGCAGCGUCUUCCCCACUGGUGAGGAGCCAUCGAUUGCCAACUCAUCAUUGCAUCCUCAAUGCCUGUCACUAGUCGAACGACAACGCACCGGCAGCGCCAGUUCCUUUGCCCAAACACUGCGUUUUGGAUCCAUUUCGUAUCAAUAUUCCGCUGAGUUCGGAGGCUGCCUAGUUGCCGCAGGUUUGUCGAUUAUACUGCCACUCAGCCGAACUCUGAGCAGAAGUGUUCCUCGUUUAUCGUGUCCUACUGUCAUAUUAGUGGAUUACGUGCGACUCUGAUGAUGACCCGGCAAAUCGGUCAUUCUUGAUGCAAAACUUGUGGCAUAACCCCCUGCUCCCUUAUAAGGACUAGCGAAAGAACAAGGGUCGAUGAAUGGAGGCAGAUGAGAGUUUGUGGGGCUGGAGCUUCCCGAGAAAAGGCAACUAUUAAUUUACUGCAGACAAUUCUGGCAUCAUGCGUUUCGCGCCAGGAUUCUACUUCAAAUUCAGCGCGUCUUGGGCAUCGCGAAUCCAACCAUUGCGAAUAUAAAAUACAUUAGCGGAAGUUGGUAGUGUUCCAGCACGCCGAGAGAGGGUGAUUCUGCUCCUGCUCUGCGGGGUCUGUACCAUUUUCUGGCUGUGCUUUGAGGGAGACGCCUCGUAAGACCAAACGUUGCGCACAAUCUGGCUUUGGCAGCACUGGUGGGCCUACGGUACAGCUGUUCGAGUGUCUUGUCUGAGCCGGACGAGCCAAUCCUCGUCGCUUAGAUCGACGCCGAAUUAAAUCUUGAUAGGCUCAACAAUGAAGUUCUCGAGCUUCCCCAUUAUCCGUCACUGGCAGAAAGCCAUGCCAACACAUCAAGGCAGGAAUAAUCAAAAAAAACUCAGGUAGAGAGCGAUAAUUUCCUUUCCCACAGCAUCCCCCUUUUCUAUCCGGUCAUUUCAAAUCCCUCGAUUGAGUUAAACCUUGAUUGCCAGGGUUAAUACCUAUUUCUAGCCCCACCCAUAUAUUUUACGCUACAUUAAAUCACGCUUGCUUCGCUGUCUACAAUGGCUUGUUUUCUCAUUAGACGUAUCGGCCAGAGCAACCUUUUUUAUUUUUAUUUUUUGUAUCGCAUAUUUUAGAGCCUUUACCCGCUAUUCUUUUAUUAAUCCAUAGGUACCUCCCGGUUUAUUUGCCAAUCUGCCAACAACCUGUUUGUCCAGCACACUUAAAGGAUCUUAAGGCGGUUGUAUACUGGUGGCGCUGCUGGGCAUCAAGCUUCUUCAUCCUCCUUAGGUUCAUACUGCCAAUUCAACGACCUCACUUGGGCACCUCCAGCCUUAAUCGUCGGGUAUCAAGUUCGAUAUUCCGUCGGGAUUUUCACCAUCGAAAUGUACUACAUUCUGUACCUUGCGAGUAUGUUGCCCUAAAUAUCCUAGGAGAGAUUGUGGAAGCUUGAGCGAAAAUGGAAAAGAAAACAAAACCAGCCCAGCAUAUCAAUUGCUUUUUCAUGAGUCGUCAUGCCUGCCCCGCAGAUAACUUAACGAUGCUGUGAUUUUCUUUUUCUUUUGGUCAAGGUGCCUGCUUUUUUAUUCCAGCGGUUAACUGGGAACCAACCCACAAGAAAACUUGCUGUCUCUUCCCCUUCCCCUUCACCAUUAAUCCGGGAUCAACUGGGCCUAAUAAGCUUUUAUACCCCGGAGUUUUUUUUUAAACCCUGAGCAUCCGCGGCUAUCAAAAGCUCAUCGUUG